Messenger RNA from Monosiga brevicollis MX1, 5139 nucleotides. RefSeq lists its product as uncharacterized. NCBI's taxonomy places the organism in Eukaryota, Choanoflagellata, Craspedida, Salpingoecidae. Gene Ontology annotation, molecular function: glutathione peroxidase activity. Gene Ontology annotation, biological process: intracellular signal transduction; response to oxidative stress. The transcript has 12 exons. Bases 1 to 5139 code for a protein of 1712 amino acids. The record is from RefSeq and is a predicted model, not a curated record.
AUGCCUCUUAUGGCGCGCGCUCGCAACCAGGCGGCCCCGCCAGCGCGCAUCGGCGCCCCCACCCGUGUUCCCGACGCGCACCUUGUCAAGCAAGCCACACGCACGCUGUUGGCCGGAAAGGAGAAUGGUGAUCCCGACACCGUCGAGGCCGCUCAUGAGCUGCCGACUGAAUCUGCUCUAGCGGAACAUUCCACUCGAGCGUCAGCCCCGCGCCCUCCCCAUGCUCCUCGCGCUCGAUCGGCCAUUGAGCUUUCGGCCCUCUGGCACUCUCUCUCCUCCCCAGCACGCUCCUCCACCCGCGAAGUGGCACAGGGCCUUCUCACAUGUAUGCAGCCCGUCAAAAAGAGGUCCCGCUCUGCCUCGGCCCAGCCAAAUCUUUCCAGCUCCGACCACGCUCCACCGCCGGCCAGCCAGACCGACCCUGCCCCACGCACCGUCUCAGGCCGUGAUGCCGUUGAUGUCCUCUUGGCCCAUCGAUACGUCACAUCUCGCGUCGAGGGUCAAGAAGUCUGCCAGCACUUGGUGGCUGGCGGCUACCUCACUGGACUGCGACAUGUUCAAUUUAUGGACUCGCGUAACGCCCUGUACACCGUGAGCGCUGUCCUCACCUUCACUUUCCUCCUAUUAUCCCCAAUCCCCCUUCUCACAAACCCAUUCUUCAGUCUCACGGCGCAGCCCGAGACGCACCCUGCAGCCCAAGGCGGGGAUGGCCCUUCGGUGCUGCAUGCCCUCACUCACGCCACAAUCCAUGGCUGGUUGCAGCUGCGCCAUGCUCGCAGCACACUACGCCGUCGCAAACGCCAGUUUUGCCUCUUGACGACCUGGCAACAACAACACAUCUUCUACUACUACACUGACGAUGACGCCUCAGCCCCGCGCGGCUUCAUCAACCUGACCGUACGCGCCUCGCUCUCCUCUCACAUCCCGACGUGCUGCCUAUCCCUGCCCGCUUUCUCAUGGCACAACACCGCACCAAACCAACAGAAAGCCAACUGGCGCGUCGGCUAUGACGGCAAACAUCACGAUGCCAUUUGGCUCGACGUGACCUCACCUUCCGGGCGCCACCGGCCCUCGCUAUUGCAUGACACUGUCACCGUGUAUGACUUUACCUGUUUUGACCUCGACGAGCGUCCUCGUGCCCUGGACGCCUAUCGCCACCAAGUUCUGCUCAUUGUCCCGGUCGCGCUUCGUGAACCCGAGGUUGCACGCCAACUCACCCAGCUUCAUAGCUUGCAGCAGCAAUUUGAUGAUCAGGGCCAUGGCUUCCGCGUCUUGUUGUUUGUGACAGACCAAUUUGAUGGAGGUGAAGCGGAGGGUGUUGUCUCCAGCGACGAUGAUGAGUUGACCCUGGACAGCUCUGGCUCUACGGCUUCUCGCUCGCGCAGCCGCCGCGUCCAACUGCGCGUUGCCAUGUUCCGCCUCCUUGCCAAGCUCGAUUUGAACCUGCAGGUCUUCGCUCCGGUCCGCGUCAAUGGCCCCGAUGCCGAGCCCCUCAUGGUUUUUCUUCGCCACCGCACCGCCACGGGCUGCACUUCGGGAGCCUAUCUCAUGGGUCCCUUUGAGCGCUUCCUCGUGGGCCACGAUGGUCAGCCUGUCAAGCGCUUGGGUGCUUCCGAGCAUACCUCGCGCCUCUUGGUUGAGAUUCGAAACUUGGUGCACAUGGACGACCCGAAUGUCACCACAAGCUCAGUCGGGCUGUCACCAGCAAAAAGGUCACGCAAUCCCGUGUACAAGGACAUUCUGAAUCUGUCGGGUUCGCCACCGCGCUUGCAAGUGUCACGUCACAGUCCACAACAGCAACAACAACACAACCCGGCACCACCGACCUAUCGAAAACUGGGUGUCAUCCGGGAGGAAACAGCGGCUGCCGAGGCCCUACGUCACUCGCCACGCCGCCCACGCGGUGAGCUUCCCUACGAGGGUCGCCCCGUCACUGAGCGCUCAUUCCGGGGGGGACCCCGCCCUUUCCCAGCCCUGAAUGACCCACGCUUUGAUUCUCCUCGACGCGAGCCCUCGGUUAAGGAGCUCCUCUCUCCACUUCGUCCGGGCAACGCAUCUCGCCAUGCUGACGUGGAGCCAACUAUGACUGGCCGGCGAGACAUAUCCUGGAUUGAUGUUCAGCUCUCGCAGCAGAUGGCGGCUGCACAGCGCGCCGGGACCGAGGCGCCUCUGACAGCCUCGGAUGUCUGUCUCUCACCAUUACGCCCGCCCCCAAGCGCCACCAGCAUCCACUCCAAUGCCUCCCAGCUGACGGUGAGUAGCGUGACGCAACAGGCUCUGCCACGGAAGCGACGCCUGGUCAAGCCUGAGCUCUCCGAAGGCGUCUCCCAGAUCGACUCGCCCAUGUCGCCGCUGUGUGCCCCAGCCUCAACCGAGGCUUUGGCUCGCCGAAAGUCGCUCAACUUGAGCGAGCAGGGCGAGCGUUCCGAUCUUUCCCUCGUGGAGCAGGUGGAGAUGAAUCAGCCGACGCUAUUGGCGCUGCACGAGGUGCCCGAGCCCGACACGCGUUCGGAUGGCGAGUACGAUCGUUUGGGCGACUCGAUAGGCCUUGUUUCCGCUGCGCCUGCUGUGGUGGCAUCACCGCGCAACCUGGCUCUGGAAGCUACUAAACACGAGGACGAUGAUGAAGACGAGGACGAGGUUGCCGUGGUGGCCACCCCCGUUGCCGCACGGUGGCCUCCACCUGGCCGGGGGUACAAGCCCACUCUGACGCCUCAAGACGUGAGCAUGAUGAUGAGCUUCCGUGACGAUGAGUUUGGAUCGGGUUCGAGCGACGAAGAAGAAGACUUGAGGGAAGAUGCUGAUGAGUCUGAUGAAGAGUCAGAGUCUGAAUCCGACGAGGAUGAUGAGCGAUUCUUUCUUAUGACGCCGCGGUCGUUGGCCAGUGCGAGCCGCACCAAUGCUUCGUGCGAUGGCAAUGAGGUCGAGGGCAAUGCGAGCUUACGUCGGCUGCGGUCUGCCUCUCCGCGAGUGGUGAGUGCCAAGCGCGACUUGUCGCCCCGUUUUGAGCUACACACCAAUGGCGCCACCGCUAUCAACAACAGCAGCUUUUCAUUUGAAGGGGCAAUGACGUCCCGCAACACCAGUGCCACGGCACCUCGAGCGUUGGUCCAGCCCUUUGCGCGCCGUGGGGACGUGGUGGACGUCGAUGCAGGUCAUGAUAGCGAUGUGGGUGUUGCACCCCUGGACUACGGCAGUGAUUGGGAGCCAGCAAAGGGUCGUGAGCAAUCGCUUGCUGCGACCCGCCCUCUUGACGGCACGGAAGACGUGGGAGUUGUUGAAGCGCGCGUGGCGCGCCCCGUUGCAUCCGGUGCUCGAGGGUCGUGGGUCGAGUUGGCUACGCGCGAGAUUGUGCCACGGGCUCGAGGCCCUUUGGCGCAUGCCCAGGUGCAGCAAGUAUUGCAGCAAGAGCACGAGCAGGCCAGCAGUGACGCUGGCAGCCAAGAUAGCAUUGCCUCGGAUGUGUCCUGGCAGCGUUUGCACAACAACUACCGCCGACAGCCACACGAGAAUCUGACAAGCCCGCGCCAAUCCAACCCUGCGCUGGUGCGCAUGGCCAACAAUGUGACUUCAUCGGGAGCUGCUGAUGUCGCGGGGUCACCAUCAGCCUCUAGCCUGCUCCCGGCACGAUCGGCACCACCGCUCACUGUAUUGACCUCUGAUUCUGAGACUGGAGCCGAGUCGGAGCAAGGAGCCGAGACAGCGCGCUGGUUGCCUGUUGCUACGCGCUGGACCGAACCGACCGCGGGGCAUCAGCCCCAGGUGAGACUAGAGUGUGCGGAGGCUGAUGUGCAGCCGGUGGGCUUGCCUUCGCUGCCGACUGUUCCCAUCUUGCACCCAGGAGACCAAUCGCGGCCGAUGCGUGAGUUUGAGUUUUUGCUACAUUCCGACGGUUCAAGGCUUAGCAGUGCCAAGAUAGCGGAAGGCUCACGACCCGACUCGUGGAACGGCCCAUCGAAUCUUGAGGGAGAUGCCGAUGCCGAUGCGGACCCAGACUUGGACGUGCUGCGACCCGUUCGCAAGCCGCGCAAGAGCUCAGACAUUGUAUUGCUGACACGCCUGCAAACCAAGCCCCCGUUUUCCAGCGACGGUGAACAUCGUCUCAAGUUGCUGCAGAGUGCGCAGUCGUCGGGAUUUGGCUCCAUGUUUGGAUCUCGCAAGCCUUCGCUGUUGCAAGUUCCGGGCGUCGGCGUCGAUCAACAGCUCCCACGAGAGGCCAUUGAGCUGACGGUGGCGCGGAGUCUGGUCAUCCCACACGUAGGUGUCGGUGAGGCCCUCGAGGGCCCAAUGCCGGAUUCGGCCAUUAGUCGAUCGACACACCGGUCAUCGACAAAACGUGCCAUCUUUGAGGGGGAGACGUCGGACGAUGGCGAGGAACUCACUCCGGCGCGCUCGGCCAGUGCUAGCGCGCCACGCACGGAAGAGCUGGUGUCCGCCGCCUCGGCGACGCAAAGCCGUCGGCAAAGCGUGCCUUUGCCGUCGCCCUUUGUAGCAGAAGGCGCGCCGUCCCGCGAGAUGGGACCAGAUGCGAGGGCGUCUCUGCCCCGAACGCCCGCAUCGGGACGCAGCCCCGCCAAGCAACAGCAGGCACAAACUCCAGGCAAGGGCCUGCCUGUAACCUUAUCUGACAAGCAGCGCGCGCUGUGGCAGCAGGCCGUCACAAGUCCCAAACUGACGACGGCUGUGCGCUUCGUCGAGGAGAUGGGUUUGGAGCCACUGUCCGCCGAGCUGAUGCGGUCACGCCUGAUUGUGAAGCGCCAAGGUGAAAUUAUCAAGUUGAUGCAGCAGUCUCGGGCGCAGCAAUCGGGGUGCUCGCCUGUGGCGCCCUUGGCAUCACGUGCGUCUUCUCAAGCUCUCGUCGGUUCUAGUGGCAAGUCAGAUGUGGAUGUUGCUCCGAGUACGGGUGGGCUGACCACGCCAUCCGCUAGCUUUGCACCUCGCAUGGCAAGGAUGGCUGCGCAGCAGCGCCGUCUGCCGGCCGUGCUGCGUACCCCGCAAGCAAAGUCUAGCCAGCGCUUGAAUCGCACCUUUGCAGGCUUGGACACGACUCGGGUGGACAGUCCUGUCAUGCGCAGUCGCAACCUGGAUCGCAGCUUGACCAACGCUCUUCUUCGUGACUGUGAUUGUACCCAAGUGUAA